CCUCAGGAUGGAUCAGGAAAGCAAGGAGGGUUGUGUUUUGCUUAAAGGCUAAUACCUAGUCAGUGAUCUCGUGUUCGUGACUGGAGAGAACGAGCUUAAAGUCAUACAAUAAGAUGUACCAGAUGAGGCAAUACCUCAUUGCCUUUCUCCUGUUCGGACCUGUGAAUUCACAGGUAAACCCAGCUGUAUGUAGGUACCCUCUGGGAAUGAAUGGAGGUCAAAUUCAGGAUGAAGAUAUUUCUGCUUCCAGCCAAUGGUCAGAGUCCACCGCUGCUCGAUAUGGCAGAUUGGAUUUUGAUGAUGGAGACGGUGCGUGGUGUCCGGAUGUCAUGGCUGAAGCGCACAGUCUGAAAGAGUUUCUGCAGAUUGACCUCCGCACUCUGCAUUUUGUCACUCUGGUUGGCACACAGGGACGCCAUGCAGACGGGGUGGGCAAUGAAUUUGCUCAGAGAUACAGAAUUAAAUACAGCCGGGACGGCACUCGAUGGGUCUCCUGGCGGGACCGGCAAGGUCGACAGAUCAUUGAAGGAAACAGUAACGCCUAUGAAAUCGUGCUUAAGGACCUGGAGCCUCCUAUUAUUGCUCGUUUUGUGCGCUUCAUGCCUGUGACUGACCCGUCUAUGAUAGUGUGUAUGAGGGUGGAGCUCUACGGCUGUGAAUGGCUCGAUGGUCUUGUGUCCUACAGCGCCCCUGCUGGUCAACAGAUGACUUUCAGAGGCCAGCAGAUCUACUUAAAUGACACCGUGUAUGACGGAGCCGUUAGCUCCAGCAUGACUGAAGGUCUCGGGCAGCUGACUGACGGAAGCUGGGGUUUGGACGACUUCACUAAAAGUCAGGUGUAUGGAGUCUGGCCUGGGUAUGACUAUGUGGGCUGGACGAAUGCUAGUUUUUCUGGUGGCUCGGUGGAGAUGACCUUUGAGUUUGACCGGGUCAGAAAUUUCACCUCAAUGAAGAAAUAA
Messenger RNA from Danio aesculapii, 959 nucleotides. It is a transcript of the gene ddr2b, whose product is annotated as discoidin domain receptor tyrosine kinase 2b. Bases 114 to 959 code for a protein of 281 amino acids. The record is from RefSeq and is a predicted model, not a curated record. The transcript is spliced from 8 exons. NCBI's taxonomy places the organism in Eukaryota, Metazoa, Chordata, Actinopteri, Cypriniformes, Danionidae.